Caenorhabditis auriculariae is the source of this 1551-nucleotide messenger RNA. The record is from the annotation of a GenBank genome assembly. NCBI's taxonomy places the organism in Eukaryota, Metazoa, Nematoda, Chromadorea, Rhabditida, Rhabditidae.
AUGAACGAUCGACGCAGCAGCACUCCUUUCACAGAGGUUUGAAAUUUUUUGAACUGGAGUUGAAGUUUUUUUUACAGGAUUGCAUGAACAUCGGUGAUUCGGAAUCGAAUCCUCCGAUCCAACCGGUUAGACAAUUUACUUCCUAUUUCUAGUAAAAAGACGAUUUCAGGAAGUUCAGAGCGAUGAAGACGAAAGACAUGAAAAAAUGGACUGUGUGCCGGGAUUGGACGAAAGAAUUCCGAGGGCUCAAAAAAAGACAGUUUCUAUCAACUCUCCAGUCAAGAUAAAUAGCAUUGUUCGUUUCAUAAUAUUGUCUUACUUUUUUUGUGAUAAUUUUAAAAAAAAUUGAAAAAAAAUUUAAAGAAUCAAUUUUCAGUCUCCGGCAUUGACCGGCUUUUUAUUUGAAAUUGUAGGAAGUAAGAAGUGAACAUUUUUUUGAACAAGUUUUUUUUUCGAUAUCUAAAAUACGUGGAAAAAUUGAGAAAAAAAUUUUUCAGAAGUUUAGUGAUAACAUUUUAUUAACAGGUCCUUUUUCAAUUUUUUUUUUACAUCAAUUUGAUUUUUAUGUUGGGAAAGUUUUAAUUUUUUAAUUUUUGAACAUAUGCGCAAAAAUUGCUUUUCCAUUAUUUCUAAUUCUCAGAAAUAUAAGAAAGUAUUUUGCAAACGCCACAAAAGCAAAAAGGGUACAAAAUACAGGUUUUUUUUCCGAAGUAAAACUUUGAGUUUUUGUUCGCCUGCGUCACUAUCCCUUGUGUCAUUUGUUGGCAAAUAGACUGAAAAAACAGAACGCAUCAACAACCGAUUUCGAAUCGAUCUGACGAAAUUCUCACGUUGCAGCUUCUGCGGAGUCGAAUGAAUCGGACGCCUUCUGGAAGCGUUCGCGACGAAAAUACCCCACUUCUGCCACAAUGCAGGUUUAAAUGAUCUUUUACAGUGUUUUUGUCGAGAAAUAUCAUUUAAAAAAAAAAAAGAAGAUAUUUUAUGGCCCAUAAGUUUUUCUUUUUUUUCUACGGAUGUGUGAUCAGUGAUCAGUGGUCUUGCUUACUAUUUGAUAACAUUUUUUUAAAGAAAAAAAGUCAUAAAAUUGGAUUUAUUCGUAACAAAAAAAUGUUAAAGUUUUUUUGUUUGAGAUGUGGAAAUGUAUACAGUUUGAAAAAUAAAUCCAAAUUCAAUAUCUGGAAAAAACUGCCCGUUCAUCACAUCAUGAAAAAAAAAUAUUUUCGAAUAACCAAACCAUCCCCAUGAGCUCAGAUGCAAUAACUGUGUACUCAAAUAUGAGUAUCCUCAGGAUAAUUUUCUUGAAUAAAAAAGUUUUAUAUUCCAUUUUUCGAUUUCCAGUUCCUUGCCAACAGUUGUCGGGCUCGAUGAGGUUGUUGACGACUAUCCUGGUCCAUCCGGAACGACUCGAUCUGAGGUAAAAGAUCUUUCUCGUGCUUUUUAUUUUUUUGUGAAGUUCAGAUAGGAAGGAGUGAACUCAUCAGAAAGAGAAGGUCUCGUAGAGCUCGCCACAACACGGAGAUUUUUUUGCGGAUCCGAGGAAAAACAAGGUAA